This is a messenger RNA of Dalotia coriaria, 2748 nucleotides long. RefSeq names its product DNA mismatch repair protein Mlh3-like. The transcript is spliced from 7 exons. Gene Ontology annotation, molecular function: ATP hydrolysis activity; ATP-dependent DNA damage sensor activity; ATP binding. Gene Ontology annotation, biological process: mismatch repair. Lineage: Eukaryota; Metazoa; Arthropoda; Insecta; Coleoptera; Staphylinidae. Gene Ontology annotation, cellular component: mismatch repair complex. The coding region runs from base 1 to 2748 and encodes 915 amino acids. The record is from RefSeq and is a predicted model, not a curated record.
AUGGAAGUGAAGCGUUUAGAUAAUAAUGUAACGGCCAAUCUUCGAAGCGGCUAUAGUGUUAAUAAUGUAUCACGAUGCGUUAACGAAUUGGUUUUAAAUUCAUUGGACGCAAAUUCAACACACAUCACAGUACGCGUGAACUUGACAACAUUCCGCAUUCAAGUCGUCGACGAUGGCGAAGGCAUUACAAAAACAAAUUUGGAACAUGUUGGCAAACGCUACUAUACCAACAAAUGCAACUCAACGCACGACUUAGAAAAAGUUCGCAAACAAUUCGGUUUCAAGGGCGAGGCACUUUCCUCAAUUGCUAACAAUGCGAAAAUAAUAAAAAUCACAUCCCGAGCAUGGGACACUACCGAUAGCCAAACUUUAAUGCAAACUUUUGACAAAACCAUCGAGGGAAACCGGCACACAAUAAUGGAAACAGCGCAACGUGCCAGUGGCGGAACAACCGUCACCGUUCAGGAGUUUUUAUACAAUUUACCCGUGCGACAGAAACGAACAAAGAAUUUAGAAUUCAACGAAAUCAAAGAAAAUCUCCAAAAACUAUUUUUACUACAUCCAAAUAUAACAUUUUCAUUACGUGAUGAUUCAACAAAAAAGAUCCUAUUUAGUUCCACACCCGUUGAAACUGUUGAAUCUGCUUUACAACAACAAAUUGAUAACUUGGAUGAAAAACUCAUCAAGUAUUAUUCAAUUACCAGAGGGCGCAUGAUUGUAAAAAUUCUGCUUUAUUUAAAGCAGUAUGAGAAUAGCAAGUGGCAAAUGUUUUUCGUCAACAAAUUACACGUAAAAUCGGCACAGCUUACGAGUCACGUGAAUGAUAUCUUAUCAAAGAGUGCUUUGUGCAACAAGAAAACUAGAAACAAUUGGAGUACUUCCAGUGGUGGUAAUUAUAUGUAUUUGUUUAAUAUCACAUGCCCAAAUUCAAAAUACCAUAUAAUUAAUUACAACGAUGUGGAGUUUAAAAAUUUAGAAACAAUAUACAAAGUGAUUGAGAGGCAGUUGCGCAAAAUAUUCAAAACAGAAAAUAUUUGGAUAGCAGAACCAGAAAAGAAGAAGAAAAUUGAAUGUAAUUUAGAGAGGCGUAUUCAUUUGUCUGGAUUUCCAGGAGCUUUCAAAGCUACGGCCGUACGAAAACCGGGCGAAGAAAUUGAAGACGAAGAAGACGAAGAAAAUUUUGUAUAUAAUCCAGAUUUUAAAGUAAAUUGUCAAACUGAACAACGUGUUGAAACUAAAUCUGCUUCAAGUGUGGAGGAGCCUUUGAAGCUGACAUAUUCAUCAUCUUCUUAUCCUGAUUUACUAAAACCUCCUUACCAAAAAGAUAAAGAAGUUUUUCCAAGUACAAACUAUUCCCGUUGUCAAGAUAACAAUCAAGGAACAAUUAAAAUGAAUGUACAAGAACCUUUUGAAACUACUUCAACGAUAGGAAGAAAUUAUGUUCUAAAUAAAUUUUUACAGGACAAUAACUACAAUCCAAAGAUAUGUCCUCCAAAUGAUAAAUUUGAUGAUCCACAUAGAAAAGAAAGAGAAUAUUUAAAAGAACUGCAAAUGAGGGAAGCUUGGAUUUUGAAAAAAGAAAAAGAGCUACAAAUCGCACUUGAAAAAGCGCAAGCAAUAGAAAUGGAAAGAAAACGAGAUAUUCCUUAUUUAAACCCGAAUGACAAUAUGAAAAAGUAUCAUUAUGAAAGCAAUCGGAAUGAUGUUGCAUUAGCGCAUUAUUAUCGUUAUAAACAUGAGCGGAAACGUCGACAAGAAAAACGAUCUUAUGACAUGAAACCUACAAAAAAGAUAAACCCUCAAAUUACCGAAACGGUGAGCAACGAAACAAAACGUGAAUUUCACGCGGCGGUUUGUGAAUGUUACCGCGAUGAUGACUUAGAUUUGGCGCACGUCAAAUGGAAGAAGCAUUAUUUGCAAAAUACAGAUUACGUAGAAUUUUUUAAACGAAUCUAUGACAAACGAUUCAUCAUCGAAACGCAAGAAUUGCAAUUACCGAAAAUUAGGCAAGCGUCGAGUUCGCUUAAUCCGGUGGCAUUUACAAAGGACAUGUUUCAUCAGCUGGACGUGCUGAGACAAUACGAUUGUAAAUUUAUCGUCACCGUGUGGAAACCGAAGGCGAUGAUUGUCAUUUUCGAUCAGCACGCUGUGCAUGAACGCGUGCGACUCGAACAACUCAUGAAAAAAUAUAUUAACAUUCAUAAAGGGUACUUUGAAGAAAAUAUCCAAUUAACAACAACUAAACUGAAACCAUUCGAAGUCGCAGGCAGCCGCAACACAAUUGAGACGUGUCUAAAGUAUAUGGACGUGUUUAAAAAGUUUGGUCUAGAUUAUUCGCGUGCUAAUGAGGAUACACUGAUUGUGAAUUCUGUGCCGGAAUGUUUGUAUAAUAAGGCGCUGAGGGAGAACGCCAGACGCAAGGAGAAACUUGCCGAAUUAACAAAAUUGAUGCUGUACGAAAUUGUGAAUUCGAUUGUGGACGCUGUUUGUUUCAAUCAAUGGAUGCCGCCGAUGGUGACUAAUUUAAUUAAUUCGGAAGCUUGCCGCGGUGCCGUGAUGUUUGGCGAUGUGCUAAGCACAGAGGAAUGCGGUAAAUUAAUUACGGAUUUGGCUUUGUGUGAUUUGCCAUUUCAAUGUGCGCAUGGCAGACCGACUUGUGCGCCUCUUUUUGAGCUAACAAGAUUUGCAGAAGCUAAGAAACGCAUUAAUCUUACUUCUUUAAAAUAUUUACGAAAUGGAAGAAAAUAA